This is a messenger RNA of Porites lobata, 6516 nucleotides long. The record is from the annotation of a GenBank genome assembly. NCBI's taxonomy places the organism in Eukaryota, Metazoa, Cnidaria, Anthozoa, Scleractinia, Poritidae.
UCAGUUGUGGUACCUCGCAAUUUUCGCUUGCUUGAGGAACUGGAGGAAGGACAGAAAGGCGGUGAUGGAACUGUUAGCUGGGGCUUAGCAGACGAUGAUGACAUGGACUUGAAGCACUGGACUGGAAUGAUUAUUGGUCCUCAAAGAGUAAGUAGUAAAGACUUGGAUUGAAAGAGUCAAUCAUUGAUACUAUUGACGAUGCAUUAUGGUCUAUCCUGUCUAAUGUCACUUGUAGAUUUUUUUUUCACAAAGCUGCAGUGGAUUUGUUGGAUAUUUCCUCAGUCUUCGAACUGUAGAAUCAGUUCAGCGCUGAUUUGUGAUACCCGGAAUGCUUAUUUCUCCAGUUAAUUGUUACAUAUGCUGUGUGUUAUUAGAGUGAAAAUGUGACUUUUUUUUUAAUUGUUCCUGCAUAUUUGUAGGCAACCAAGCAAUGUAGUUGUUUGGUUGUCAACAAAUUGUUUACAGGUGUACAUUGCAAACCCUCCAUUCAAUAUGUCCUUUCACUUUUGCUGAAGAAAAAUCAAACUUGCUAUUACACACUGACGGUUUGUUUCCACGCAAUGGCAUGUAAUAAAUUUAUUAUUUUUUAUCUAUAGAUAAUAUUAUACAUGAAAAAAUUACUCAAUUCUGAUGGGCUGAGAAAGGAGUGCAGUUCUUCUGUAACACAAGUGCAAAUUACAAAUGGUUUCUGAUUGGCUGAAAACACAAAAGAAACCACCAAGAACCAAUCAGAUUAGAGCUGUUUUCACAACAAAAUUCAAGAAAAUGGCCAUGGUUUUCAGCAGACGACGACGGAAUUUAAUUAUUUAUGCGAAACAACCAUAGAAAAGUUAAAAAAUAUUCCAAAAACUUGAACACAGUAAAAAGUAUGCAUCUUUCUGGCUAAAUGUGUUGAAAAUACGGAGCUAGGACAAAAAUACUGUCAACAAAAUCGAGGAAAAUGAGCCAGAGAAACUAAAAAACAAGCUACUUGUAACAGACUACACUAAAGCAAAAAACUAAAAAACAAAAACGGUUGCAACCACAUUGCAAACCAUGACAGCUACACUUUUCAGCCAUUUAAAUGAACAAGGAUACAAGUUUUCCAUGGUAACAACAGGGAUUUCAAGUCACGUACGUUAUUUGAUGGAGGAGAAAGGUGUCUGGUUGCUCUCUUUGAGUCUUUUGUGGAGCAAAGACCUCUAUGAAAACAUCCAAGCGAUGGUCUGUUUGUUUCUACCUCACUCGCAAACGAAACCAAAAAUUUAAACAUCUGGUCCACACUAAACCAAUGGGCGAAAAUACCAUAACUAACAUAAUGAAAGUAUCCGUAGCUGGUACUAGCCUUAAAGAAAGUGAGAAAAAAGUUUAUGAAUCAUUGUGCAAGAAAAACAACAGUCAGGAAGCUGAAGAAAGCAAAGAUUGUAAGUUCAGAACAUAUCGCCAAUGUCACCAGCCACAGAGGUAGAAAUUUCCUUAAUGACUAUGAUGAAGCCGACGAAGAAGAGCUACGAUGACUCUUGCAGUAGGCCAAAUGAAAUAAUGAAAACCCCAGCGCUGAGAAAAAGCAAAUAUUAUAUUAAUAGUGGUAGUUUCCGACAUCACAACAACUGUGGCUCCACUCACCUGUAGAUGGCGAUGGCAGCGUUGGAAGAAAACAAAUUGCCUCCUUCAUUUUCUGCUUUUAAAUCUCAAAACUUUCUCUAUGAAUCCAGCCAUGAUGAGGUCUCAGGAACAGACAAUGAUGAACAGUCGUUAAAAAACCUUAGUGAGUGUCUUCCAUUUUUCGCUGCUCGAAGCGUUCUCAGCAGUACAGUUUCUUGUAAAUGCCGAGCUCUCAUAAUCAAGGAUGAAUUUAAAAACACUUACUUUUCCUGAUUAUUGUAAACCGAAUUGUCUUUAACAGGCUGGUGACCACAUAAAAUCAAUCCUUGCACAUUUCCAAGUUUUAAGCUGAAUGAUUUUGAAAGCGUUGGUCUUGAAAAAGUUUGAAUUUGACAAAGGUAGUUGUCUGUUUCAGCCAAUCAGUUGAAUGAACUAGAAAUGUCCACGCUGUCAAUAUUUGUUCUUGUAGUUAUGUUAACUAACUAACUACUAGAACAAAUAUUGACAGCACGGACAUUUCUAGUUCAUUCAACUGAUUGGCUGUGUGUAUACCUCGUUUUUUAAGCCAAUAAGCCAAAAAAAUGCACUUCACAUGUAUUAUGUUUUACACUGAAACUGUAAAAUGAUCUGACUACAAAAUGGAUCAAUCUGGCUUGGAAUGAUUUGACUUUUGAACAAAGUGACCAUAAACCAAAUUUUCCAUUUGUGUGAGAAGUGAUACUGAACCUUUUUUUUUUACCCUUUCCACCACCUCUCCCAACCACUCCUCUCAGGGUGCAAAGAAAGUCUUGUUUUCAGUUUGUGCUAAUUAUUGAUUGCUGUUUAUUGAUUCAUUGUAAUAAUAAGACAAAUAAUUUCAUUCAUCAGAACAGCUUCGAUGGCUGCUUUCAAUCCAUAUGAAUUCAUUAGGAAUUUAAACAAUUUUUUUUUCCUUUAGCACUUAUCUUAAGCCCUAGAGGCUUAACAUGUCCUUUGGGUAGGCAUUUGUACAUUAUGCUUGCAUUUUUUUGAGUAUUUUAGUGAAGCAAAAGCAUAAAGCAUUAAGAGAAAAUAAAAAUAAGGUUUAAUUGUUCCCAGAAAUUUUUUUUUCAGAGAAAAAGGAAGACAAACUAGAAAAAACUUGAAAUUCAAAGUGUGGAGACUGGAGAAAAGUUAAUUUUGCCGUUUAAGAUGCGAUAAACGUGUUUUUAUACUACAUGUAUGUGUAUCAAUUGAGUAGGGAUAGCACCUGCGCAAAUUGCAUUAACGUUUUCCCUCUUUUCAACAGCAUGUGAUUAAACUGACUGAGUUCAUUUAGCCUAAGGCAUCUGCUAAGACAUGACGGCAAAUAAUACUACUGAAUCAUGAAGCCAACAUCAACUGCCGGACAGCGGAUAAGCUCUCGUUAUCAGCUAAAUAGCUCUAAAUGUUACUCUGUUACCGGACUCUGUAUGACAAGCAUUAUCGGGGCAUCUUAGCGACUUUUGUGGGGCUGAACGAGCAUUUUAGUGGGAAAAAUGGAGCAUUAAGGUGGAGCAUUUUAGUGGAAAACAAAAGCAUAAUGUGCAAAAGCCUACCAUUGGACCAGUUAAAAACAGAACUCACUUGCCCGAUCACAAAAUCCACUAGUCUUGAGCUAUCAGACAAGACCUUUCUUGCCUGCUGCACCUUUGUAAAUAUCAUUUCAAAACAAAUCCUAAGAACUUGUUGUACAUGUAGUGGGCUACUUUGACACUAACCUGAGAUCAGGCCCAAUUAGAGCGGUUCUCAUACAUUCUCUCUAACGGCUACCGCUGAAAUUGGGCCUGAUACAAACUAUUACAAGUUUGCGCUCGUUACGGCCAGAUUUUGGCCGUAAUGCUAAUUUGCUGUUAUAACAAUGCCACAAGAUCUGAUUGGCUGUCGAAAACGCCGGAAGUUGAAAGCGCUUAUUCCUCGCGUGGUUUUUUUCGUGAAUGAUCCGUCGUUGGUGGAGAGAAGGAUCGAUUUUGCUGUCUUUUUUAUUGUUUUAUGGUCUUAUGGUAGGAAGACAUGCCUUAAUAUGUGCCAUGGAAAUUCAGAAAAUUCAUGUGGUUGUUGAUAUCUUCCCAAGAUUUGCUUUAUUUACGGAAAGUGAGUGUAUCGCGGAGUUGAAUCCCUCUGCAAGUUGUUGACUGCUAACAAGGUGCAUUUUGAUUUACCAACAAACGGGUGCAAAUCAAAAUACUGACCAUCUUAAAACUGGUUUCAUUUCAAAGUUUAGCCGGGAAUGACUUCUCUGAACGGGGUACGCAAGCGGAGGCUCACUGCGAAAGAAACCUCAAUUGCCAACUGUGAAGUAUUAGACGAAAAAUAUCGCAUUGCUGUUCAAGGAAUUUUCAGUGUUCACAGACUGGUUGUUUGACUAUGCUUUUUGUUAAAAGUAAACCAAGAAAACUGGUGUCCUCGCUCAUUGGCUGUUUGCCUUUGUUUUAAAAGAUUUAUGUAUGGGGGAAAUUGCCGAGGAAAAUAUCAAGACAAGGGAAAAAUAGAGAUUUCAGUAUUUUAAAUUCGAGAGCGCCUAGCCAAAAUAAUAAAACUAGUAGAACAUCGUGUCGCUGUCUUUUCAAAAACUUUUUACCUUCUAGGCCAACAGAAGUAACCUUCGAGAUCUCCCUUAAUCUCAUAAGAAGUUAAAUGUGAUUGUGCUGACUGUUUUAUUUUUAGCUGAAAAAAUGAACAGAUAAAGCUAUUUUUUAAGUCAGCCAGUCUGCAUUUUUCCAACGCGUGAAAAAUUUGCAUACUAGAAAAACAAGCAAAUGUCAAAUCAAUCAAAAAAGUGGGCGGCAGACAUUUCGUUAAAGAUUUGUAUCAGGCUCUCUUUUCAUUUCGCCUUGCCCGCCGGAAUGUAAUUUUCAAAGCGAAACGAAAAUAGAGCCUGAUCUCAGGUUACUUUGACACAACAUCUUAUCUCUCUGUUUUACAAUAGUGUUAUACACAUUUUAGUAAAUGCAACCACUGUAGUAUUGGCCAAUCUGCUAUUUAGGUACUUUUGUACUAGUGGAAGUUUAUUUUAUGUGGAACUUACUGCACUUUUCAAUAACAUGGGAACUCCGAGGUUCAAAAGCAAACUGAUGGUCUUGCUCUUCACUUCUGUGAAUGAUCUUAGUGGUCCUCUCAAGCAACAGAACUUUACAAUAAUUUACUUCAACAAGUUGAAAUGUUCAUGGUUUGUGAUCUGCGUUUGGUGGAUUCUGAUCCAAUUUGUGUGUUUUUGUGUUUCAGGGUCUGUUGCUUGUGAUCAUAGACUGAUGGCAGUGAUAAACACAUUAUUGUUAUUGUUUUCUAUGUUCCAUGAUUUGUUUUUUGUUUAAUUCACAGUGCCCAUAUGAAGGACGAAUAUACUCCUUGAAGUUAGAGUGUGGUAAACAAUAUCCUGACCAGCCACCAAAAGUUUCAUUUGUAACAAAAAUUAACUUGUCAGGAGUAACUGCUGCUGGAGAGGUUAGUAAGCAAACAUGAAUUUUUUUAACAUCAUUUUGCACUGGCACUCUGGAGUUGCGUAAUUCCAUGUUUUCCUAUUUUGUUCUGAACCAAGCAAAAAUACGUUUUUAUUUUUUAUUCCUAGCUUGACUCCAGGGUCUUUAAGAUUCUAACUAACUGGAAAAGGGAAUAUUCAAUUAAAACCAUUCUUACAGAGAUUAAGAGGUAAGCUUGUGAUUACCCAUAAACUCCUGCUUCCUAUCCCUGACUAAUACAUUUGUACAUCUUUGUAAGAGGUCUUAGGAGAGCUUGUAAGCGGAGGAGCCUAUAUCUUAGGGGACUUACAACUGGAAAAGUAAAAGUCUUCAAAACAAGCCAUAGCAGUGCUGGUGAAAAGGUUUUGCGUUUACUGGUCCUUAAUAAAAUUAUAAAGAUUCAAAAUUUCAUAAUAAAUCAAAUUUAUUUAAAUACAGGUAUAAGCUAGAAGGGAUGCUUAUAUCUGGGGGUUUACAAUCAGUACUUGUUUACCAAUAGAUGACCUUAUAACUUGGAGAGGGUUAUAAGUAAUUGGGAAGGGGGGGGGGGAGGGGGGUGCCGUUUAUGGUAAGUUAUUGCCUUGGGACUGUCACCAAGAGUCCAUGAUCAUUUUUCUUGGUGAUUAGCUGCUGUCCAUAUCAUCAAGAUAUCCAUAAUAUUAAGAUUUCAGCAAUGCUGUCUCUACAACUGUAUGUUGAGUAGAAAAGGUAGAAAAGGGCAUUGUUUCAAUUUAAUCAAGCAUCAGGGCCAAUACAUGUAAUGGCCAGUUAACAGACAAUAUUCACCCAAGAUGACCAUUUGUCUGGACAAAUGAUCGGUUUGCCAGUCAUUUUAGCUGAACACUUAAGCAGGUGACCAGAUGAAAAAAUACAUUUCCACACCAUACUUUCAAGUGGACAAGUUUUUUCAAAUUUUAUAUUGUUUUUCCUUGUUUAGGCUAGUACAUUCAAGUUAUUACAGGGUUGUCACUAAGAUUUCAAGUUGCCGGGUAAACACAACAAGUAGGCGGGGAAUCAAACGGCUAGGGAUUUCUUUUGGUUCUAUUUUUCUUCUAUUUUCCAAUAAAAGUAGCCGGAGGCCACUCUCUUAGUAGCCGGGGAAAAUCCCCGUCCCCCGGCUCUUAAUGACAACCCUGUAUUAUCUUGCUAUUUUUAACAUUUUGAUCGGGCAGAAGAGAGACAUGACCGAGCUAAAAAUUCUUGGUAGAUCAACAUGAACUGAACCAGCAACAGUUCCAAAUUUAUGUUGAGCCCUGAACAUGAGAAGGAAUGUGUCAUCAGCUAUACAAAUGCUGAGAAGAGGGAAUUAAUCAAGGUGUCUUCAUAUUAGAUAAAACCAUUGGUAGCUACUCAAAUGGUAAUUAAUUGUUGAAAAAAAAAGGCUUGUCUGUUUGUGUUUCUUUUUUCUCGCAGAUCAAUGACCAGUAAAGAAAACUCAAAGCUUCCUCAACCCCCUGAUGGUACUACUUAUGUAUAG